UUACAACUCUAAUGGGCCGGGCUUAUUGAAAGUCCAGCCACAGUAGAAUCUCCUGCUUCACGGAGCACCGGCUUCAUCCUCUGUAAAUUAGGGUUUACAAUUUCUUCAUCGCUGUUUCCUCAAUUUCAAUUUCUCUGAAGUUCGUACACUAAUCUUCAAACAAUGACGAAACAUGAUAAUGAACGAAACUAUAAUGACGAAGAGAGGAAGAAACGAAUGACAAUGACGAAGAAUAAGAAGAGGAAUAUUUCUCGGUUGGGUGGAAGUGGACUUUCGCUUGACGCUUUCGCUAAUGCCAAAUCCAAUAACAGUCAAUACAAUCCAUCGCUCAUAAAGAAGCAAAGGGAGUUAUACAAGAAUGCUAAGAAUGUGCAGAAGUAUAGGAAGAUGCUAAAGCAGCAAAACCAGCAUAAUGAUCCCUCGGUGGCCGAAAGACAUGUCGAGAAUUUGAAUGAACCCGAAGAGGACAACAAGGACAAGAAUGAGAGGAGGAAGAGGAAGAAGGAUAGUGCUUUUAGUUUGGAAGAAUUAUACAAGAAGCAGCAUGAAGAAAAAGAGAAAGAAAGAAUGGAGAGGGAAGCAAUUUUCCAAGAAAAGAAAGAACAGCGAGAAAAAGCCGAAGCUCACAGAAAAACUUUACGACAAAAAAUGCUUAAGAAAACACGAAAAGGACAACCUGUCAUGAAAUACAGAAUUGAACAUCUCUUGGAGACAAUUCAAAGCUCAGCCAAAAAUGCAGCUGGCAACUAAUCCUAACUAUUGGAAUAGAGAAGGGCCAAAUGCAGAUAACAUCUACAUCCCUUGAAUUUCAAGAGCAUGGUAAUACUGUUUUUACAUAGAGCUGUUAUUCAUCAGAAUUCUGUUACUGACAAUGAGUCAGUCACACUGUAUUCAUCAGUGACAAUGGUUGUAUCAAAUUUUGCACCUUAAUUUAUACCAGUAGUCCUCGUUGUAACCGCAGUAGGUGGUAGUAUUGAAAUAGAGAACUUGCUUUGUAGCUAAACUUAUUUUGUCGAUUAAUCAAGUUGGCAAAGAAAAUCAAUUCAAUAAACAAUUUCCAGAA
Messenger RNA from Lathyrus oleraceus (garden pea), 1063 nucleotides. Its product is annotated as protein PXR1. The transcript has 3 exons. Bases 163 to 750 code for a protein of 195 amino acids. Gene Ontology annotation, cellular component: nucleus. Lineage: Eukaryota; Viridiplantae; Streptophyta; Magnoliopsida; Fabales; Fabaceae. The record is from RefSeq and is a predicted model, not a curated record.